Pseudophryne corroboree (corroboree frog) is the source of this 3946-nucleotide messenger RNA. It is a transcript of the gene LRSAM1, whose product is annotated as leucine rich repeat and sterile alpha motif containing 1. The coding region runs from base 156 to 2537 and encodes 793 amino acids. The transcript is spliced from 24 exons. The record is from RefSeq and is a predicted model, not a curated record. Lineage: Eukaryota; Metazoa; Chordata; Amphibia; Anura; Myobatrachidae. Gene Ontology annotation, molecular function: protein binding.
GAGCCUAUCAGCGCUCCAAGUCUCGCGAGAGAUCCCGGCGGCGACCGCUCUCGACCGCCAUCUUGUGUGUGGCGCGCAGGGUCACGGCGUACUGCACAGUCGUGGAUUAUAUAUAUAUACCUCACUGUCCGCCACACUCUAUAUAUACAGACGCUAUGGGAAAGCCAGGACAGUUAUGGGCAGUGUGCUGGAGAAAACAGGUCCCAGCAUGCGGGCAUACACGCCGGCCGCUUGGGGGCGCCCGCGUCCCGCGCUGGGGGUUGUGGGCGGCGGGUCACGUGACUGCGGUGGGACCCGGAAGCGCCUGGUACCAGUCACUGGCUGUUGCAGACUUGCAGUGCUUGUGCUGCUGCUGCGACUGCAUGUCCCUGGGUGUCCCCAGCCCGGAGCCCCCUCCUCCCCAGAGCACCAAACUGUGUUGCAGAGGAGCCUGGUGCGAGAUGCCUCUCUUCUCUAGGAAGCCAAAGCAGAGCGGCGAGGCCAGAAAACGGCUGGAAUAUCAGAUGUAUCUGGCCAAGGAAGCCGGAGCAGAUGAUAUACUGGACAUCUCAAAAUGUGACUUAUCAGAGGCCCCCGAUGCUGCGUUCUCCACCUGUCGGGUCUUGCAGAAGAAGGUGCUGAUUCUUCAUAGUAAUUAUUUAACUCAGCUGGUCCCUAAGUCCUGCCACAUGCUAGACUUGUCCACGUUAAAGGUUCUUGACCUCCAUGACAACCAGAUUACAUCACUUCCUGCUGACAUUGGUCAGCUGACAUCAUUACGGGUCCUAAAUGUAGAACGCAACGUCAUUCGUUCUCUCCCUGACUCCAUAGGGGACUUGGUCCAACUUCAGACCCUUAAUGUUAAAGGAAAUAAGCUGAAGCUGCUUCCGGUGACUGUCGGUGGGCUGCGCUGCCUGCGUACAUUGAACGUCAGCGAAAACAGGCUUACUGAGCUGCCCCCUUCUCUGGCCAAUAUCCGCACAUUAGAGACUCUGUCUCUAAACGCCUCUGCGAUGGUAUAUCCCCCAGCGUCCGUGUGCAGCGAGGGAACAGAGGCCAUUCAGCAGUUCCUGUGCAAAGCUCUCGGCAUUGAGUACUGUCCGCCCUCCCAGUACUUACUGUCUGUCCUGGAAAAUGACGCGUGCGGCGUAACGGAAGACUCUGUGGACGGGGCUCUCCUGACGUCCUUGAGGGAGGAGUCCGAGUGGCAGAACAAGUUUUCCGAAUACGAGAAGAGAAAGGAACAGAAAAUGCAGGAGAAACUGGACUUUGAGCGCCGCCUGGACUUGGGACAGAGAGAACAAGCUCAGCUGCUGCUGCAGAACAACUCUCACAAGGACGAGAUGCUACAGACCGUGCGAGAGGAACAGUCCAGGAUGGAGAAAGGGCUGAAUGAACAUCACCGCCAACUGCAUAGCGACCGCCAGAGGCUUCAAGAACAGCUGAAACAGAUGGAGAAGGGAAUCUCGUACCGUAUCUCCCACCUGCUGGAGGAGAACCGCAGACAGAGGCAGAACUCCUCAAUGCUGAAAUCCCUGGAGGAUGAGCGGAUUAAGAUGGAGCAUCUGAUGGCAAUUACACAGGAGGAGGCGGACAACCUGCGCCGGAAGGAAGUGGCAUCCGCGAUGCAGCAGAUGCUGGCUGAAAGCUACAAGAACAAAUAUCUGCAGAUGGCCUAUGAGUCUCGGCGCCAGGAGAUGGUUUAUCAGACCUGUUCCAGUCUGGCUACUAUGGAUCGCAAGCUUCAGCAAAUCCAGGCAUGGCAGCAGCUGGAUCAGAAUAAAGCCAUCAGCCAGAUUCUGCAGGAGUCGGAAAUCCAGAAAGCUGCCUUCGAGGCCCUGCAGCUGAAGAAAGAUCUCAUGCACCGGCAGAUACGGGAACAGGAAAUGAUCUCGGAGCAGCGCAGGGCACUGAGUGACCUCCUGCAACAGUUGCUGAAGGACAAGAAGCAGAGAGAAGAGGAGCUGUUGGCCGUGUUGCUGGAGAUAGACGCAAAGAGUGAAGCCAAGCAGGAAAACUACUGGUUGAUCCAGUAUCAGCGCCUGCUGAACCAGAAGCCGCUGUCUCUCAGACUCCAGGAGGAAGGGCUGGAAAAGGAGCUGGUGGAUCUUCUCAAGGAGCUUUCAGCAGAGAAGUAUUUGCCGAUAUUUGCUCACCAUAGGUUUUGUCUGGAGAUGUUGGAGAAGAUGGCUCCUGCUGAUCUUAAGAAGAUCGGAGUCGAGGAAAUUGGCCUGCAGAUAGCCAUCAUUCAACGAGCCCAAGAGAUUCUAAGGCUUAGGACGGAACUGCCCAAAUCUUCAGAAAAAAUGAUGCCUCGCGAGUUGGAGCCCAGUUCCCCUGCAGCUAACCAGCCCAGUCCGACCACGCCCACGCUCCCCUUACCGGAUGUGGCUAACAGGAACUCUGAAUGUGUGGUGUGCAUGGAGCAAGAGGCUCAGUCAAUAUUCCUGCCCUGCGGGCAUGUGUGUUGCUGCUCCAACUGCGGAGAUGCCCUCCAAACAUGCCCCUUGUGUCGCAGAGACAUCACGCAACGCAUUCGGAUCUACCACAGCACUUAGGAGAGUGAGAACGCGGCUGCUCAUCGUCCACAUGGGGUAAAAUAAAGGAGCCAGAAUCACUGUUUGGAGAUGGGUCUGCGGAGUGUUAAUCUGUGACUUUCCCUGCUCACUCUGUGGUUAAGUUGCAGAAUAGACUAGCGCUGUGUACAACCGCCUCUGACGCUUAACAGUUUGCAUUCCCUUUGUGCCCCCUGGUGGUCAUACGUGGAAAUACACACAUCACCACCACCUGCAGCAUUGUGAGGCCGUAUAGGUUUAUUAUCUGUAUACUCAUUCUUCCUGACAUGACUUAUUGUGCUGCUGUAUCCAGUGAUGCAGAGUAUCUCAGGUGUGACCAGGAAUUCUCCUCUGGCUCAUUUCUAUACAGGCGGCUGCGUAUAGUGAGGCUGAGUAUAUCCACAGAAGGAAUGGUCAGAGCGAUGAGCUGUUUGCACACAUUUUAUUUCUCAUGUAAAUAUACAUAUAGCAUAGAUUAAUUUAUUGUUGUAUACAUGAUGGGUGUUUCCGUACGCUCAUAGCUGUCUGAAGAUUUCAUAGGCACCUGCUCUUGAUCUGUUCUGGUCCAUUUUCAGCCUGUGACGGGUGGUAUAGCUGGGUACAGUUUAGGUUACAAGGUUGAAGCUCUCUCUGUUUGUGUUGGUGUUCCCCCCAUAUUGAUUAAAUCCCCCCUAGGUAAGACAGCUGUGGAUGGCCAAUACCCUGGACCUCCUCAUCUAUCCCUUUCAUAAUUAACUGAGCCAGGGCAGUUGGACUUUAUUAUUUUUAUUAUCCUUUAUUUAUAUGGCGCCACAAGGGUUCCGCAGCGCCCAAUUACAGAGUACAUAAAUAAUCAAACAGGAAAACAGCAAUUUACAGACUUAAUCCCCUGCUGUAUUGUUCUGUCUGUAUUGUAUUACAGCUGAGAACAAUAGAUGAAACGUAUAUGCUAAUAAGCCUUGGUGCACCAGAGAAGCCUAGAUGAGCGAGGCUCAUUCUGUACUAAUCCUUAUAAUUUACCGCAGAGCUGCAAGCCAAAAAUGAGCAAGGUUUUCCCUUCCGUAAUUACCCGCAUUGUGUGCAGCGAGAGGGUCACUAAAUUGACUCCUCCCUUUAAUUUAUUAUUUAAGUGGAAAGAACCAUUAAAAAAAUGUAAACAUAUUUUUUUUUUUUUAUGUCUGCACUCCCCCCUGCUCAGAAGAUAUCGGCAAAUGUGGGUGAGUCACCCCAUAGUUAGCUGCAUGCUCAAUCCCAGGCGGCUCUCAUUCAUCUCCUCUUCUGUAGGCAGGCUUUGACAGGGACACCACUCCCUCCCCGGGAACUAGUGCAGUAUAGAAUACAGGGGUGACCUUGCUGACAAGGACACCACUCCCUUCCCUCCCCGGGAACUAGUGCAGUAUAGAAUACAGGGGUGACCUCGCUGACAAGGACAC